Phytophthora nicotianae INRA-310 is the source of this 2310-nucleotide messenger RNA. RefSeq lists its product as hypothetical. The coding region runs from base 610 to 2151 and encodes 513 amino acids. The transcript has a single exon. The record is from RefSeq and is a predicted model, not a curated record. Lineage: Eukaryota; Oomycota; Peronosporomycetes; Peronosporales; Peronosporaceae.
UUUGGAAAUUAGUGGAGACAUUCGUGCUGAUACUUUCGGUGCGUACCCGAUACGACACCUUGUCCAGUAUCGACAGGCUCUCAUUCUCGUGUCGCUAUGAUCGGAACGACACUCCGCAACCACGAACGCUGCUCCUCGUGCGAAUCUUGUCGGCUGCGAAGGAUCCGGAAGGAGUGCCGGUGGCAGCGUUGAGUCAAACAGUAGAAAUCUAGACCUGCCAACACUUCGGAUGGAAGUGAUCGCAUCGAAAAGUUUCACUUUUUCUUACCAAAUUGCACCCACGUUUCCAUCGCUAUCACAGUAACGAGCUCUUUGAUUCCCGUUCGAUGGAGGCCUCCGUCUCAAGAGUCUUGGUAAGAGAGGAGGGUUGCCUUUCAAUGCUGUAGAGGCUGCAUCAGCUUGAGGUCAGGUCUCUCUUCAGCCAUCUGCCGUCAAGGUUGUCGCGUUGCACUGCCCUCAAAUCCAGCCGGACCACGUGAACUGGCUCGUGGAGACUUGCCGAUUGAUGUGCAUGGGGCCUCUCCCCUCCAUCGCGAGUCAAUUCCCAAUUUGCCUUCUCGUGUGCACUCCGCGUUCGAGUCUGCAGAUUACACAGACACUCAAGGAAGAAUGAAGGUCUUCUCGACUCUCGCUUUGACGGCUGUCUUCGCCGUGGCCGUCCGUGCCCAGUCGUCCACCGAGUCCAGCGCCGGCACGGUGACCGCUGCCUCGGAGGCUGCGUCCAGCUCUGGCACGUCCACCUCGACGUCCACGUCCACCACGACUUCGACCACUAAGACGUCGGGCUCGGGCGCAAAUGACUUCAUGAGCUCUCUGUCCACUGGAUCGUCCUCUGGCGCUGAAGCUGCCUCCUCGGACUCGUACCACAUGACACCCGUGCACGUGGUGCAGGCCCGUGUGCAGAGCGACAUGCCGGUGUGGAAUGACGAGCUGCAGCGCUUCGUGUCGUCCUACUAUGAUGACGGCACUGAGGCCUACGUGGGUCUCAUGGACACUGUCAACACGGCGUCUGUGGAGGGUGCUCUUAUGUACGUGCAGGCUGAAGGAAUCAACUACGACACGCGCUCGUCGGAGGAGCGAUGCACGCGUAAGAACGAAAUGGCUUACGUUGUCUUCUACGAGUUUGCUAUUGCCCAGACGAAUGAGACGCUGGCGCUGUACGGAGACACGUCGAACCAGCCGGAGUACGGUACGAUGCUCGCUAUGGACUCUGGCCGCUGCACGCCUAGCUCCACCACGUCGUCGGGCGGUGAGGGUUUCCCCACUGCUUGCUACUACUUCAACGGUGACGAAGGCGAGCCGGAGGUUGGCCCCUUCGUGGGCGGCACCAUCAAGGAGACGGACGCUCGUGCUCCCUACCCGAACAACGUCUGGUACUCGUUCCCCAACUCGUGCCCUCUUGAGGAGUGGAGCGACAAGACGUCCGAGUGCCGUGCUAGCACCCGUCAGGGUCUGUGUGACAUUGGCGUCAUGCCUGAUGGUGUGAGCUGCACGUACGCUUACCGUGUACUCGGCUUUAUCCUGAUCGACGACCUGGUCGGGAUCACGUCGAUGGUGAGCAACACGACGGGCGAGACGUACGCCAACUUCACGGAGUUCUGUGAGGAUGGCGGUGUGGAGUUCGAGGCCUCUGAGAGUGGCGAGUGGAUCGACGGUAUCUCCUUCUGGGAGAACCCUCAGGACGAGGACGCCAAUGCUGAGCGUGCCAAGAAGCUCGUGGAGGCCUAUUACAACCUGACGAACGGUCUCAUUGAGACGUCUGGCCUGGACUCGAGUAUCAUUGAGCACAUGCUUCCCCUGCCUACCCCGGAGGAGCUCGCGGCUGAGAACCCGGCGUGCUACCUCAACGUUGAGAAGUGCAACAGUGACGUUGGCUGCAAACGUGAGCUCUACGGCUCCACGUGCACGGUCUGCAACUCGACUUCGGACGGCUGCGAGACCCCGCCCAGCGACUGGAAGUUCCCUACUCUGGAGAAGGCUGUGGGCGAGAACGGUGGCACGGGUGACGCCUCGGCUGACGGCUCCACCACCAAGGACUCGACCGCUUCGGGCAACGACGGCGACUCGAGCUCCAGCGGUGCUGCCAUGAACGGCGUGUCGGCUGUGCUCAUGUCGACGGUGCUGGCUGUGGCCACUGCCCUUUUCUUCUAGAUGCCUCCCCCAUGGUACUUUAAGCUACUGCGCAACAAUGGUUAGAUGGCAGGAGUAAGAGGAAUGAAACUUUUGAUUCUGUUUUGUAAUUUUAACACUUGCGGGUUUUGCAUUUGUUUGAUAAGACCUCAAAGUUGCGAAGUGCUGUCAGUGACGCUG